GUGGGACAAGAGAUGGAAUCCCAAGAGCAGGGUAACUGCAUUUCAAAAGACAGAAGUCCCAGGUCUGGGGACAAGUCCAGACAAUUUCCAAGGACUAAUUUAGUAGUUCAGACUAAGAAAGUAUGCCAUGACAACUCUUGCUGUGCAAGGUUGCAUCAUGUUGACCCCAAAGUAAAGACACCUUAUGAAAAUUGUGUUCCCCAAGAGCAGACACCUGGUACAAGUUCUUUGGCAAAGACCAUCAGUAAGCCCAAAAUUCACCCUGAUAAACAUCUGAGUUCUGGAACCAGGUUAGCUCAGAGUCCGAAAGAUUCUUCCCAACCACCAACGUGUCUUUCUAUUCUAAGUGAAUUUUUCAAGCCAGAGAGGCUAACAAAAUUGGAGAGAAAAGUAGAAAGGACAAUUAAGGCACUAGAGCUACUGAACAAAAAUAUAAAGAAGGCUCGGCUCCGGCAGGAAAGCCUGCUACAAAACAGCAGGUUUCUCCAAGAGCAGGGGCUCUAUCUAGAGAAUGAGAACAGAUACAUUGUGGAAUUUCUAAAAAAAUGGAAUGAGCAGUGUAAAAAGAAACACGAGGACCACUGGAAUGAGUAUUCUCAGGAAUGUGGGGAGAUUAAGAGACAGAAGCAAGAACUGAUGUCCAAAUUUGCCCAGAAAAAUGCAGACCUUCAAACAGAGAUCUUGAAGAGGAAACACACCCAAUUCGAGCUGGCACAACAGAUUCAGUCACUGAAGCACAUUUCCUUGGUAAAGGAGAACCAGGAGAUGAGAAUCCAGGCGUUACAGAAGGAACUAGAGGCCAUGAAAGCCGAGACAGCCUUGAAGGCCCAUCAGGCAUGCUUGGAAUUCCUGCAGCUUAAGGCGUGCCUCUACAGAGAGCUGCACACACUAAAACUGCCUCAGGUGGGAGAAUACACCUCCAGCGAGCUUAAGCAAGAGGCCCAGACCUUAGAGUCCAUGGCUAAGAAGCUGAAUUCAGAGCUGAAUGUUAGCAUCAACAGAGAGUUCCAGGAGUUACAGGAGGAAGUGAUGAAUCUGGCUCAGAAACACUACAAGCUACAGUCUAUAAAGAGGAAGCUAGAGAAGUGGAAAAAGCAACUGAAGGAGGAACAAUGGUAUCAAGAAGCCUUAGCUAGAGGGAGAGGACACCUUAAGGCAAAGAGUAAGAGAUGUCCCGAGAAUAUGUCCCGAAGCCACAUUGGCCAUCCUUCAUGCACCAAAUCAAGAAUAAAGCCAAUGCAAUUUAUAAGUCAGAGAAGUAAGAAUUGGAACUGCUAG
This is a messenger RNA of Psammomys obesus (fat sand rat), 1278 nucleotides long. RefSeq names its product coiled-coil domain containing 121 (gene Ccdc121). The record is from RefSeq and is a predicted model, not a curated record. The coding region runs from base 13 to 1278 and encodes 421 amino acids. The transcript has 2 exons. NCBI's taxonomy places the organism in Eukaryota, Metazoa, Chordata, Mammalia, Rodentia, Muridae.